AUGAACGAAAACAGAAAACCCAAUAUCGUCCUCAUUUUGAAUGACGACAUGGGCUUUUCGGACUUAGGCUGCUACGGCGGCGAAGUCCACACUCCGAAUCUUGACCGGCUCGCCGCGGGUGGGCUGCGGUUUACGCAAUUUUACAAUACUGCACGCUGCUGCCCAUCCCGUGCCUCCAUGCUCACUGGGCUAAACCCCCACCAGACUGGAGUAGGGCACAUGAUGAGCGACGAUGGGCUUGAGGGCUAUCGUGGGGACCUCAAUGACCGCUGUAUCACUAUUGCCGAUGCCGUUCGAUCAGAAGGCUACGGCGCGUAUAUGAGCGGCAAAUGGCACAUUUCUCGCCACACCGGUCCCGAUGGGCCCAAACACAGCUGGCCCUGCCAACGCGGGUUUGACGAGUACUACGGUAUUAUCACGGGUGCCGCGAACUUCUGGAAACCAAAUACUCUGACACGCAAUAAUACCCGUAUUCAGCACGAUGAACUUCCCUGA
Molecule: messenger RNA, 495 nt
Organism: Geodia barretti
Lineage: Eukaryota; Metazoa; Porifera; Demospongiae; Tetractinellida; Geodiidae
Source: the annotation of a GenBank genome assembly